Messenger RNA from Durio zibethinus, 2092 nucleotides. NCBI's taxonomy places the organism in Eukaryota, Viridiplantae, Streptophyta, Magnoliopsida, Malvales, Malvaceae. The record is from RefSeq and is a predicted model, not a curated record.
UCUAAAGGACAGGACAGGACUAAAGGCUCCCUUAAACCAAGCUCAGAGCCAUUUGCUAGAAACUUCCAUCCUCUUCUCCGUAAAACCCCCAAAACCCUAAACUACUUGCUAAAAAUUUCAUUUCUUCCUAGCUUCCUACUUAACACUCAAAAACCCACUAAGAAACCCUAACAAAAAGGAAAAGAAACGAUGUCUAAGGUUGAGCUCUCUCGUUCAGAAAAGAAAAAGCACGCGGCCAAAGAAUGCGACCAAGAUUUCAUCAUCAAACCACAGAGCACCACCCCAUCCAUCGACACUUCCCAGUGGCCUAUCCUUCUCAAAAACUACAACCUUCUCAACGUGCGAACCGGACAUUACACUCCUCUUCCUUCCGGUUUCUCUCCCCUCAAGCGACCCCUUGCUGAGUACGUCAGGUACGGUAUUUUGAACCUUGAUAAACCCUCUAACCCUUCUUCUCAUGAAGUUGUUGCUUGGAUUAAGCGAAUUUUACGCGUCGAAAAGACUGGGCAUAGUGGAACUUUGGACCCCAAAGUCACUGGGAAUCUUAUUGUUUGUAUUGAUAGAGCCACACGGCUUGUUAAGUCCCAACAGGGUGCAGGGAAAGAGUAUGUCUGCGUUGCCCGUCUUCAUUCCAAAGUGCCCGACGUUGCUAAGGUUACUAGGGCUCUUGAAACCUUGACUGGAGCUGUUUUUCAGAAGCCACCGUUGAUUUCGGCCGUUAAAAGACAGCUUAGGAUUAGGACUAUUUACGAAAGUAAGCUUCUUGAGUAUGAUGCUGAUAGACAUUUGGUUGUUUUUUGGAUUUCUUGCGAGGCGGGUACUUAUGUUAGGACUAUGUGUGUUCAUUUGGGAUUGAUUCUUGGGGUUGGUGGGCAUAUGCAGGAACUUAGGAGGGUCAGGUCUGGGAUUUUAGGGGAGAAAGAUAAUAUGGUGACAAUGCACGAUGUUUUGGAUGCUCAAUGGGUUUAUGAUAAUUAUAGAGAUGAGAGUUUUUUGAGGAGGGUCAUUAUGCCUCUUGAAGUUCUUUUGACUAGUUAUAAGAGGUUGGUUGUGAAGGAUUCUGCUGUUAAUGCUAUAUGCUAUGGGGCGAAGUUGAUGAUUCCGGGAUUGCUAAGGUUCGAGAAUGAUAUUGAGGUUGGGGAGGAAGUUGUGUUGAUGACUACUAAAGGAGAGGCGAUUGCAUUGGGAAUUGCAGAAAUGACGACUGCAGUGAUAGCUACUUGUGAUCAUGGUGUGGUGGCAAAGAUUAAGAGGGUGGUUAUGGAUAGGGAUACUUAUCCAAGGAAGUGGGGUUUGGGGCCAACUGCAUCCAUGAAGAAGAAAUUGAUUGCCGGAGGCAAGUUGGAUAAGCAUGGAAAGCCUAAUGAAAGUACUCCUAAAGAGUGGUUGCGAAAUGUUGUGUUGCCAAGUGGUGGGGAUUCUAUGGUUGCAAGCGUUGCAGCUUCUGCUGAACCGGCUGUGAAGGGUAGUGAGACAGCUGUUGCAGAGAAGGAGACUACAAUGGUGGAAAAGGAGAAGGACAAAAAAAAAAAGGGCAAGGAUGAGGAAGAUGGGGAGGGGCACAAGCGCAAAUUGGAUGAAAGCAGUGAUAGCCCUAUUCCAGUUGUUGCUAAGAAAGUUAAAGUUGAAGAAGCUGAAGUUGAAGUUGAGAAGAAAGAGAAAAAGAAAAAGAAGGAUAAAGAGGAUCAUGCUGCAGAAACUGAAGAGAAGACUGAGAAGAAGAAGAAAAAGAAGAACAAAGAUAAGGUUGAAGCUACUUCACCAGAUAUAGAGAAGAAAAAGAAGAAAAAGAACAAAGAGAGCGGGGAGGCUACUGCUGAUGUUAACGGUGCAAAUGAUGCAGGAGCUGAUAAAAGUGAAAAGAAGAAAAAGAAGAAAAAAAGCAAAGAUACGGUAGAGGAGUAGAUGAGCAGGUUUCAGAACUUUCCUUUUAAUAGGAAAUCAAUUUUUCCUUGUAUGCUGGCCGCCUACAGUAAUUUUUUAGUAGUGUUUGCAGUUUCUCUAUAUAGUUUUUGCAGAAACAAUUUUUAUGAUUUACUUUUGCGUAAUGGAAUGUUUUCAUUAUCUACAAUAUUUUUCUUUCGUUCGCCAU